AUGCAGUGCCUAGCGGCUGCUCUUAAGGACGAAACCAACAUGAGUGGGGGAGGGGAGCAGGCCGACAUCCUGCCGGCCAACUACUUGGUCAAGGAUCGCUGGAAGGUGCUGAAAAAGAUCGGGGGCGGGGGCUUUGGUGAGAUCUACGAGGCCAUGGACCUGCUGACCAAAGAGAACGUGGCUCUCAAGGUGGAAUCAGCUCAGCAGCCCAAGCAGGUUCUCAAGAUGGAGGUGGCUGUGCUCAAAAAGCUGCAAGGGAAGGACCACGUGUGCAGGUUCAUUGGCUGUGGCAGGAAUGAGAAGUUUAACUACGUAGUGAUGCAGCUCCAGGGCCGGAACCUGGCUGACUUGCGCCGCAGCCAGCCGCGAGGCACCUUCACGCUGAGCACCACACUGCGACUUGGCAAGCAGAUCCUGGAGUCCAUUGAGGCUAUCCACUCUGUGGGCUUCCUGCACCGUGACAUCAAGCCGUCCAACUUUGCCAUGGGAAGGCUGCCCUCCACCUACCGGAAGUGCUACAUGCUGGAUUUCGGCCUGGCCCGGCAGUACACCAACACCACAGGAGAUGUGAGGCCCCCUCGGAAUGUGGCCGGGUUUCGAGGGACUGUUCGCUAUGCCUCGGUCAAUGCUCACAAGAACAGGGAGAUGGGCCGCCAUGACGACCUGUGGUCCCUCUUCUACAUGCUAGUGGAGUUUGCGGUAGGCCAGCUGCCCUGGAGGAAGAUCAAGGACAAGGAGCAGGUGGGGAUGAUCAAGGAGAAGUAUGAGCACCGGAUGCUUCUGAAGCACAUGCCCUCGGAGUUCCACCUCUUCCUGGACCACAUCGCCAGCCUCGACUACUUCACCAAGCCCGAUUACCAGUUGAUCAUGUCGGUGUUUGAGAACAGCAUGAAGGAGCGGGGCAUUGCUGAGAAUGAGGCUUUUGACUGGGAGAAGGCGGGCACUGAUGCCCUCCUGUCCACCAGCACCUCCACCCCGCCCCAGCAGAACACCCGGCAGACGGCAGCCAUGUUUGGAGUGGUUAAUGUGACACCAGUGCCUGGGGACCUGCUCCGGGAGAACACUGAGGAUGUGCUGCAGGGCGAGCACCUGAGUGACCAGGAGAAUGCACCCCCGAUCCUGCCCGGGAGGCCCCUUGAGGGGCUGGGCCCUGGUCCCCACCUUGUCCCCCACACUGGGGGUACUGAGGCUGAACUCUGGGAGGAGACAGAUGUCAACCGCAACAAACUCCGGAUCAACAUCGGCAAAAUGCCCUGUAUGGAGGAGGAGCAGAGCCGAGGUGUGGGGGUCCCCAGCUCCCCGGUACGAGCCCCCCCAGACUCCCCAACAACCCCAGUGCGUUCUCUGCGCUACCGGAGGGUCAACAGCCCAGAAUCGGAGAGGCUUUCCACAGCGGCGGAUGGGCGGGCAGAGCUGCAUGACAGGAGGUCACGGAUGGAUCUUCCCGGCUCUCCCUCUCGUCAGGCCUGCUCCUCACAGCCUGCCCAGAUGCUGUCAGUGGACACGGGCCAUGCUGAUCGGCAGGCCAGCGGCCGCAUGGACGUGUCCGCUUCUGUGGAGCAAGAGGCCCUGAGCAAUGCCUUCCGCUCAGUGCCACUGGCUGAGGAGGAGGACUUUGACAGCAAGGAGUGGGUCAUUAUUGACAAGGAGACUGAGCUCAAGGACUUCCCUCCAGGGGCAGAGCCCAGCACAUCGGGCACCACAGAUGAGGAGCCCGAGGAGCUGCGGCCGCUGCCCGAGGAGGGCGAGGAUCGGCGGCGGCCAGGGACAGAGCCCGUCCGGCCCCGGGGACGAGGCAUGCAGACACUGGCUGAGGAGGACUUGCGGCACAUGCCGUCCCAGCCCGUCCCACCCCAGUUGAGCCAGGCCGAUGGCCGGUCAGAGAUGUCACAGCCCCCCACGCCUGGCAGCCCUUCCCACUCACCCCUGCACUCGGGAUCCCGCCCUCGACGGAGAGAGUCAGACCCCACAGGCCCUCAGAGACAGGUGUUCUCUGUGGCAUCCCCGUUUGAGGUGAAUGGCCUCCCACGAGCUGUGCCUCUGAGUUUGCCCUACCAGGACUUCAAGAGAGACCUCUCCGAUUAUCGAGAGCGGGCAAGGCUUCUGCACAGGGUCCGGAGGGUGGGUUUCUCGCACAUGCUGCUCACAACCCAUCAGACCCCGCUGGCUCCAAUUCAGCCCCAGGCUAAUGGGAAGGAGGAAGAGGAGGAGGAGGAACAAGAUGAGGAAGAAGAGGAGGAGGAGGAAGAGGAGGAAGAAGAAGAGGAAGAGGAGGAGGAGGAAGAGGAGGAGGAAGAAGAAGAAGAGGAGGAGGAGGAGGAGGAGGUGGAGGAGGAGGAGGCAGGAGCACUGCGGGAGGUACUGGGGCCUCACAGUGGCUCUAGCAGUGAGGGCAGUGAGAGGAGCACUGACAGGAGCCAGGAGGGCGCCCCUUCAACACUGCUGGCUGACGAUCAGAAGGAGUCCAGGGGCCGGGCCUCCAUGGCCGAUGGGGACCUGGAGCCUGAGGAGGGCUCCAAAACGUUGGUGCUCGUCUCCCCUGGUGACAUGAAGAAGUCGCCUGUCACUGCCGAAUUGGCCCCUGACCCCGACCUGGGCACCCUGGCUGCCCUCACCCCUCAGCACGAGAGACCCCAGCCCACUGGCAGCCAACUGGACGUAUCAGAGCCAGGCACCCUGUCCUCUGUCCUCAAGUCUGAGCCCAAGCCCCCUGGGCCUGGGGCAGGGCUGGGGGCCGGGGUAGUGCCCACUGGGGCAGGGGGCGUGGCGGUUGCCUCCUCACCCUUCACCAAAGUCGAGAGGACCUUUGUGCACAUUGCGGAGAAAACCCACCUCAACGUCAUGUCUUCCGGAGGACAGGCCUCAAGGCCUGAGGAGUUCAGCACUGGGGGCGAGCUGGGGCUAGAGGUGUCCUGAGGGGCACCUGGGGAGGGGGUCCCGGCACCUUUGGAGAAUGGCAUGGCCCUGCCAGGGCUGGCUAGGGCUGAGAUAGAGAGCUGUGCCCUGUCUGGUCCCCCCAGGGAAACCCCCUCAGAGGUAGUCACAGACUUACUGCCCAAUGGCCCAGCCCUUGCCGAUGGGCUGGCCCCAGCAUCCCCACUGGAGUCAGGCCCCAAGAAAGGGACCGCCAUCUCUCCCAGCCGCCAUGCCAUGCCAGGCCCUCGUCCCAGGAGCCGUAUCCCUGUUCUGCUGUCUGAGGAAGACACAGGCUCAGAGCCCUCGGGCUCGCUGUCAGCCAAAGAGCGGUGGAGCAAGAGCCGGCCACAGCAGGACCUGGCAAGGCUGGUGAUGGAGAAGAGGCAGGGUCGCCUGCUGUUGCGACUGGCCUCAUCCUCCUCCAGUGAGGAGCAGCGCCGUGCCUCCGAGACGCUCUCAGGCACGGGUUCCGAGGAGGACACCCCUGCCUCGGAGCCCGCGGUGUCCUUGCCCAGGAAGGCAGGGCGGGCAGCUGCCUCCCGGAGUCGGAUUCCCCGGCCUAUCAGCACCCGCGUGCCCACGCCUGCCGAGGCCCAGCAGACCCCCAGCAGACCCCACGGCGCGGCCCCAGCAUCUGACACAGCCAUCACCAGCAGGCUCCAGCUGCAGAAGCCCUCAGAGUCGGCCACUGCUGCUGACCUCCGCCCCAAACAGCUCGCCAGCCGUGGCCCUGGCCCUGGCCCAGGGCGAGCCCAAGCCACCAGGCCCGCGGCGCCCCGCAGUCCCGGCCUCCCCGCCUCCUCGGCGCGCCGUCCCAGCGCGUCCCCCAGAAGCCAGUCCCUGUCCCGCAAAGAGAGCCCCUCCCCCUCGCACCAAGCCCGACCUGGGGGUCCCCCACCUCGGGGGGUCCUGCAGGCACGAGCCCAGCCUGAGGGCACCCCCGCCUCAGGUGGCCCCAAGAAAGGACCCAGAAGGAAACUCCAGACUCAGCGCGCAGCAACCAAAGGCCGGGCGGGGGCCUCAGAAGGCCGGGCCGGGACCAGAUAA
Castor canadensis (American beaver) is the source of this 3963-nucleotide messenger RNA. Lineage: Eukaryota; Metazoa; Chordata; Mammalia; Rodentia; Castoridae. The record is from RefSeq and is a predicted model, not a curated record.